Messenger RNA from Striga hermonthica, 2010 nucleotides. Lineage: Eukaryota; Viridiplantae; Streptophyta; Magnoliopsida; Lamiales; Orobanchaceae. The record is from the annotation of a GenBank genome assembly.
AUGAAUCCAAGAAACCUUCUCGUUUUCUUCAUCUUCCCCAUAAUCUCGACCAUGGCGUCGCCGGGAAACGUGGACCUCAGUUUCCCGUCCUUCUCCCUCCGUAACCUAACCCUCCUCGGCGAUUCUUACCUCCGCGGCGGCGUCGUCGGUCUCACGCGCGAGCUCACCGUCCCGUCCUCGAGCUCCGGGUCGGCAAUCUACAACAACCCGGUUCAAUUCUUCGACCCGGAGACCAACACCACGGCCUCCUUCUCCACCAGGUUCUCCUUCUCCGUCAACAACGUCAAUCCAGCGUCGUUUGGUGAUGGGCUGACCUUCUUCCUCUCCCCGAACGACCGCGCACUGGGCAGCUCCGGCGGGUACCUGGGCCUCUUCAAUUCGUCCCAAUUGACCAAGAAUCGGUUCAUCGCCGUUGAAUUCGACACCCGCCUCGAUUUGCACUUUGGCGACCCGGACGACAACCACGUUGGCCUUGACAUCGACAGCCUCAUCUCGGUGAAGACCGCGAAUCUGGAUUCGACGGAGAUUGCGCUGAAGAGCGGGAACGUGAUUACGGCCUGGAUUGAUUAUUCCAACGACAGAAAGAAAUUGGAUGUUUUCUUGAGCUACUCGAGCUUCAGGCCCGAAAGCCCGAUCCUGGCCGUUGAUAUUGAUCUCUCCACUUAUCUGAAGGAGAUUCUGUUUGUAGGGUUUUCGGCUUCUACCGAGGGAAGCACCGAGAGGCAUUACAUCCAGAAUUGGGAUUUCCAAACCCUAGGGUUUCGGCCCGCCCGCCCAAGGAUCCACCCCCACAACGUCUCCCAGAACUCUGUCCCGUUAAAACCAGAGAUUCCGGUUUCAAAUUCCGGCAACAGGCAUCACAAGCGGCUCGGUUUGGCUCUCGGGAUCGGUUGCCCGUCUUUUGUUUUUCUAUCCCUCGUGAUUUUUGGCUUUGUCUCGAUGAAAAAAUGGAGGGGAACGAAAAACGACAAGAACCUGAAAGCAGAGGUCAUGGCCGGGCCAAGGCAGUUUAGCUACAAGGAACUGAAGCUUGCCACAAAAGGGUUCAACCAGGGCAGGAUUCUGGGGCAUGGGGCUUUCGGGACUGUGUACAAGGCAUAUUUUGUGGACGUGGGCAUGUUAUCGGCUGUUAAGAGAUCCAAACACACGCACGAGGGCAAGAGCGAGUUUUUAUCGGAGUUGUCGAUAAUAGCCGGGCUAAGGCACAAGAACCUUGUCCAGCUCCAGGGCUGGUGUGCUGAGAAAGGCGAAUUACUGCUAGUUUAUGAGUUCAUGCCUAACGGGAGCUUGGACCACGUGCUGUACCAGAAUGGUGAAAAUGGGAACCCAUUGAAGUGGUGCUACAGGUACAACAUUGCAGUCGGGCUGGCCUCGGCCCUGACCUACUUGCACCGAGAAUGCGAACAGCAGGUAAUCCAUCGCGACAUAAAGACGAGCAACAUAAUGCUCGACGCUGGUUAUAACGCGAGGCUGGGCGAUUUUGGGCUGGCUCGGCUCAUGGACCACGACAAAAGCCCGGUUUCAACUCUCACAGCUGGGACCAUGGGGUAUCUGGCUCCUGAGUAUCUCCAGUACGGGAAAGCAACGGAGAAAACCGACGUUUUUAGCUAUGGGGUCGUUAUACUCGAGCUGGCUUGUGGCCGGAGGCCGAUCGAACGGGAAGGGGAAGGGCAGAGGAUGGUGAAUUUGGUGGACUGGGUUUGGAAACUGUAUUCGGAAGGUAAAAUUUUGCAGGCUGCGGAUGGGAGAUUGAGGGGCGAAUUCGAGCAGGCCGGGAUGAAAAGGCUGCUGCUCGUGGGAUUGAGUUGUGCAAACCCGGACUUUGCCGAGAGGCCCUCGAUGAGGAGGGUUUUGCAAAUCCUGAAUAAUGAGGCGGACCCUGUGGUGGUGCCGAGGAAAAAGCCGAGCCUUACUUUCUCGAACAGUAUUCCUUUGAGUAUCGAUGAGAUUGUUUCGGAUUGCGAGAGUUGCGGGUCUGAUGAUUCUCGGUUGAAGAUCAGAGUUGAUUGA